AUGUCGAACACCAUCGCCCUAUACCCGUUAUCCAACUUUACCUUUAGCACGAAAGAGGCACAACCUGAAGAGGACCCCAGCGUCGCAGCGCGUCUGCAGCGCUUGCAGAACAACUAUGAGGAUUUCGGCAUGCGCAGGACUGUCGAGGGCAUCCUUGUCGUGCACGAUCACGGGCACCCGCACAUUCUGAUGCUACAAAUUGCGAACGCGUUUUUCAAACUCCCUGGGGACUAUCUCAAACCAGGUGAAGAUGAGAUCGACGGUCUUAAGCGGCAGCUCGACGCGCGCCUCGCGCCUCCCACUGGCUCUGCGCAGUUCAACUCUACGCACGGGGUGGAUAACGAAUGGGAGAUUGGAGAUUGUUUGGCGCAGUGGUGGAGGCCGAAUUUCGAGACGUUCAUGUACCCCUUCAUUCCAGCCCAUAUAACGAAGCCGAAAGAAUGCAAGAAGAUGUUCCUCGUGCAGAUGCCUGAGCGAAAGGUACUUGCUGUCCCGAAAAACAUGAAGCUUCUCGCGAUCCCGCUGUUCGAGCUGUACGACAACGCCGCGCGAUACGGCCCGCAGCUCAGCGCUAUUCCUCACCUGCUUUCUCGAUACAACUUCAUUUAUCAGUGA
This is a messenger RNA of Pleurotus ostreatus (oyster mushroom), 615 nucleotides long. RefSeq lists its product as uncharacterized. The record is from RefSeq and is a predicted model, not a curated record. NCBI's taxonomy places the organism in Eukaryota, Fungi, Basidiomycota, Agaricomycetes, Agaricales, Pleurotaceae. The transcript is spliced from 7 exons. Gene Ontology annotation, molecular function: mRNA binding. Gene Ontology annotation, cellular component: mRNA cleavage factor complex. The coding region runs from base 1 to 615 and encodes 204 amino acids.